Messenger RNA from Condylostylus longicornis, 936 nucleotides. RefSeq lists its product as uncharacterized. The record is from RefSeq and is a predicted model, not a curated record. Lineage: Eukaryota; Metazoa; Arthropoda; Insecta; Diptera; Dolichopodidae. Bases 1 to 936 code for a protein of 311 amino acids. The transcript has 3 exons.
AUGAAAACUGAAGAACAUCACAACUUUGAUCCUUUAAAGCCAAUUGGUAAUCAUGAUGAUAUGAGAACAGCAUAUUACAGAGGUCAUCGUCAUUUACGUGAUCCACCGGCAACAGCCACUUUCAGUAAAGUUCCAGAACCUGAAUAUAUUUAUAGUCGACAACCAACCGUUGAUCUAAAGAAUGAAUCAGAAACAAAGGAAGUUUAUGUCAGAAAGCCAUUUAAUCCUGGCUCUAUUCAAAAUCCUCAUUUGGAACUAGACAAAGUUUAUAGUAUGAAAGAUUUAGAUGAAAAGCAAUAUACAAGUGCACCGAAACCAAUUAAAGAAUUUCGUACAGUAACUGGCACUGAUUAUGAAUAUAAAGUUGAACCUAUUAGAGAAAAACCAGUUAUUUUGCGUCCUACAUCAUACAAAUUAAAGCAACCUGAUUUAGUAAUUGAUCCGGCAAAACCAGGUUUCACUAAACAUUUAGACAUGAUGGCAACCACAAAUUUAUUAACUUAUGUUCCAUAUACGGAAAAAGGUCUUCAACAGAAUGAUAUUCUUACAGUUUGGAAUUGGAUUGGUUUUUACAAAAAAAAUUUUUGUUCAGCAAUGGAAACAAGAAGGCCAGUAUGCUUAAGUGAUGUCAAAGAAGAAUUAUGUCCAAGAGGUGAAUCUAAUAUUUGUCCGAGAAAAAAACCUGAAUUCCCUUCAAUUAUUAAACCUGUACCAAAUAGUGGAUUUACAUCAGAAACUCGUGACAAUUAUAAAAUACCAGUAUGUCAAGAGUUUGAUAUUAAAUUUGAAAAACGUGCAAUUAUAAAACCACAUGAUAGUUUAGUUCCAUACAUGGGAAUGAAUAAAAUAUAUGGCAGUGGGCAACCACACCAAAAUCUCAUUCCAUUUGUGGCAUAUUUAUCUUCAAAUGAUGAUAAUGACGAUACAGUCCCAUAG